Molecule: messenger RNA, 2676 nt
Organism: Vitrella brassicaformis
Lineage: Eukaryota; Vitrellaceae
Source: the annotation of a GenBank genome assembly
CUUCUGCCCACACUCACUGCGACACUGUCAGCCUCUCAUUCUGCCCCUGCCAUGGUCUCCCGGAGCGUGAAAGUCUCGCUGGCUGUGUUCUCGUGCCUCGCUGCCAUGUUGCUGUCGGGUCAGUAGUCGUCCGUUCCUUCCUAUGCCGUCCAUGACCUUCGCUUAUUCUGCAUGUGUCUGUGCUGUCGGAAAUAGGCAUGAUCUAUGGGUGGGCGCCGAUUCAACUGUUCCUCAUCCAGGUGAGUCCAUCGAAGCAAUGCCCAGAGAAGAGAAAGCGGCCCAUCCGAGUUCCAUCCUGUGGCUGGCAUUCAGGAACAUCAGUACGAGGAGCUAUGCGACCAGCACGAGAAGGCCCCCUGCCCUGCCCAGCUUCGGAAGCUCUCCAACAUGUUGAGCCUUCACAUUGCACUUUCAGACCACAAGCCCCACGCGCGUCUGCUCUCCUCAAUUGUGUGCAGCUACACGGUCGGGUCGUUCGUUAUCAUCCUGAUGGCGCUGCCUGGUGGGUUCUUCCUGGACCAAGUGGGCCCACAGGCGACCGUGGCGCUUUCUGCCAUUCUGAAUGUCAUCGGCUUGGUGCUCUUCGGAGGUGAAUUCAUGGGCCUCGUUAAGGCUGGAUAUGGGCACAAGUGCAUUUCUUGUCUUUGGUCGCUGUUUGUUUCCUGCACGCAGCCUCUGAUUCCAAGACCUUUGACUACUUCGCCUUCUCGUACGCAGUUAUGGCGGCUGCGGGCGCCUUGGCGAUGUUUGCAGGAUUCCCUGUGUCGUUUGUCCUGCCGGAGUAUCAAACCCUCAUUCUGAGUGGCGUCUCGUGCUGUUUUGACGGUGAGUGGCGCAGCAGCCAUCCAGCCGAUUCCUUGCUAUGAUAUCCCUGUUCUGUCCAUGGAUGGCAGCGUCGUGCAUUAUCUUUCAGAUCUUCUACACGCUGAAUCAGUGGACGGGCGUCUCCCGAAAGGGCCUCUUCUGGGGCUACUCCGUGGUGGCCAUCCUCGUCAUGGGCCCUAUCUUCUACUUCUGGUCACUCAUCAAGGCCGAGGAACGAAGGCAGGCCGAGAUGGAGGGCGGCAAGGACAUCUACGUCAGCAUGUCCGAUGAGUCUACCCACAUCGCCUCAUCCGAGCUGGAACCUUCAGAUAUGCCCUUGGCCAUGCCAGGUGCAUCCGAAGUGAUAGCCACGGGGCAGGGGCGGACGGCGGGCGAGGACACCGCCCCAGAGAAAGAUGAGGAGGACCUGACCCACCUGAAGCUUAGCCGGCAGAUGCAGUCGUUAGCCUUUGCGACCAACCUCGGCUUCACCAUUGUCGGCAUCCUCCGGGCCACCUUGUAUAUCGGUAUCAACGGCAUAUUGCUGGGACUCUAUGGCGACGCUGACACGGGAUACGCUUACAACAACACCUUCGGCGGUCAGAAAUCUCAUUCAUACUCUUUCUCAAAUCAGCUCUUCUUUCUCUCGUGUAUCACUUCCUCAGUCAUCCUGCCUCUGGGGGUGCUGCUCGCCCCCAUGAUCUCCCGGACUGUGGACGCUGUGGGGAUGUUGAACACCAUGCAGGUACGUUGGAUGCUCAUUCGCACGCACAUCGAUGCAAGCAGAGCAGAGCAGGUGAGUGCAUGUCUCUGUGUCUCUGGCAGGCCACGAAUCUGUUCUCUGUGGCGAACUUCGCUCUCGCGAUGAUACCCAAUCUGCAGGCAGGCUCGGAGACGGAAACGCGACCACGUUUCUGGCGGGUCUGUUGCCUACAGGUCCAGGUCGUGAACUUCAUCAUCUUCGCCAUGUUCCGCGCGUACCUCUACUCAUGCAUCGCAGCUUUCAACGCAAAGGUAUUUCGCUUUCUUUCCCACCUGUGUGUGGAUCGCAUAGAUGGGUGUAUGCAGACGUUUGGCGUCGAGACGAUGGGUCGAUUCAUGGGUAUGUGCAACAGCAUCGGUGCGUUCGGGAUUCUCCUGCAGCCCUUUAUCAUCGACGCCAUCUUUGGCGUCUUCCACGGACGCCCAACCGUUAUGUGCAUCAUAUUUAUUCUCAUUGGACUCGCACUUACGGCCGCCAUCGAACUAUACCGCAGGCACAUCAGACGGUGGCCAGCUGCACCACAGAGAGAGAGAGAGAGGGAGAGACACACCUAUGUGUCUGUGUUUCUGUGUUGUGUGUGGUGUUCAUCAGUUCGUAUGGCGCCAUGCUGGGUGACACCCUCACGAGUGUGUCGUCCGUCGGCCUGAGGGAGUCUGUUGCCAGCCGCGAGUCGCGAAGAAGCUCCAAGGGCAUUGUCUUCUCCGGUACAUUGUAUGCGACACACGCGCACGACGGCAUAAGAGGGCCGGCCACUUGAGUGCACGUGUGGACUGUGCAGGUCGGUUCCCAAGCAGCUUCCGCACUCAGUCGUUCGACGACACCUUCGGCCCGCCCCCCACAGUGCGCACCAGGGCGGACUGAAUGACUUCAUUGUUUGUAUGCUGCUGCAUGGGUGGAUGCGCGCAGACAGCCAGAGGGAAAGGGGGGAGGGGGGGAGGUCAGGUGGGCUGCCAAACGAAGCUGUUAGUCUUCUUACAUGGUGGGUGGAUGGAUGGAUGGAUGGAUGGGACAACCUUCAGCUGAGAGACAUGGCGUCAAGGAGACAGAGAGACACGCACUUGUACAUUUCUGGUAGUGAGAUGCGCACGGUGGGAGGAGAGGUGGAUGCG